AACUGUAGUCCAACCGCUUACUUGACAGUAAAGCUAAUCUGCAGCAGCGAUGUCAGUGUUGAUUUGCUUUAUAGCUGUGGUAGUUUUGUGUUACGUGAUUGUGUACUAUGUUGUGUUCAGAGGAAUGGGAUUCUCAAGUUCAGUGAAGCUGCAAGGGAAGACGGUUAUUGUUACAGAGCUGCAGCGAGAAGGGCAUGCUGGAGAAGUGAUACCGGAAGUAACAAUGGCAUUGGCAAGGCCACAGCUCUGGAUCUGGCCAAGAGAGGAGCAAGGGUAAUCCUAGCCUGCCGCAACAUGGAAAAGGCUGAGGCUGCAGCUUUUGACAUUCGUGGUGAGAGUGGAAAUAAUCAGGUUGUGUUCAUGCACUUGGAUCUGGCAAGCCUGAAGUCGGUGAAAACAUUUGCUGAAACCUUCUUAAAGAGUGAACCUAGACUAGACAUCCUUGUUAACAAUGCAGGUGUGCUGAGCCCAGGACGUACUGACGAUGACUUCGGCAUGGCGUUUGGGGUGAACCACUUGGGUCACUUCCUGCUCACAAAUCUGCUUCUUGAGAGAAUGCAGAGAAGCGGUCCUAGCCGAGUGGUCACCGUGGCUUCACAUUUACAUUGCAUUGGAAACAUCAAGUUCUCUCUUCUGACUUCAAAAAAAGAUUCAGUGACUGGUGAUUAUAUCUGGCACAAUUUUCAAGCUUAUUGUAAUAGUAAACUUUGUAACAUGCUCUUCAUCAGGGAGCUGGCUAACAGGCUGGAAGGAACUUGUGUGACAUGCUACAGUCUGCACCCAGGAGUCGUCUACACAGAAAUGGGUCGAAAUAUAAACUGGUGGCUGCAGCUCUUUCUUAUCCCCUUUGCCAAGCUCUUUUUCAUGGACCCUGAGAGGGGGUCCCAGACCACCUUGUAUUGCAGCCUGCAGGAGGGCAUCGAGCCACUCAGUGGACGUUACUUUUCUAACUGUGCACUUCAAGAAGUGGGAUCCAGGGCACGAGAUGAUACCUUGGCAAAAAAACUGUGGGAGUUGAGUGAGAAGUUCAGUAGCUCAUGAUAACAGACUGAACCCUAAGCCAGAACCUCCCAAGCCAGUUUAAACUCUGUUUGCUUAAAAAAAUCUUGCUUGUUUCUGUUUUUUAUUGGAUGCUUUCUAAUGCUCAUAUACAUGCUGUAGUACCUUUUAAUAAAAAAUGAUACAUAAAACCCUGCAGCACAUGAUA
Messenger RNA from Betta splendens (Siamese fighting fish), 1207 nucleotides. RefSeq names its product dehydrogenase/reductase (SDR family) member 13b.1 (gene dhrs13b.1). Lineage: Eukaryota; Metazoa; Chordata; Actinopteri; Anabantiformes; Osphronemidae. Bases 295 to 1041 code for a protein of 248 amino acids. The transcript is spliced from 6 exons. The record is from RefSeq and is a predicted model, not a curated record.